GGAUCAGAGUUUAUUCAAACAGUUAAGCAUUGGAGCAGCUGCGGGGACUGGGAGGGGUUUGCAGCAGCGGCUGCAAAGCAGGGCUCGCGCUGCCUGUUUUCACUGCCGCAGCAGCUGCGCCGGAGAGAAGGUGGGACUCGCUCUCCUUCCCCCGUGGGUCGGGACUCCGCUCGCCAGGAAAAGUUGUUCUCUUUCCUGUAUCCCAUUGAAGACAAGAGCAGGAGAAAGAGGAAGACGUGUCUGUGGAAAACUAAAAGGUCUCAUUUGUGCUCCAACUUUUACUCACCCUGAGAGAGACCUGCUGAGCCGGGAAGAUGCGUGAGUACACGGAGAAGAAGGAGACGUGCGGCACUAUCUGCCUCAAAUACCUGCUCUUCAUCUUUAACUUCUUCUUCUGGCUGGCAGGUGGGGCGGUGAUGGCGGUGGGUAUCUGGACUCUGGCCGAGAAGAGCGACUAUAUCAGUCUCCUGUCCUCCAACACAUACAUGGCGACUGCAUACAUCCUGGUGGUGGCGGGGAUCGUUGUCAUGAUUACUGGCAUCCUCGGGUGCUGCGCCACUUUCAAAGAGCGGCGGAAUCUGCUGAGAGUGUACUUCAUAUUGCUACUGUGUAUUUUCCUGCUUGAGAUCAUUGCUGGAAUCCUGGCCUAUAUCUACUACCAACAGCUGAGUAUGGAGCUGAAGCAAAACCUGAAGGAGACUAUGACCCAGAAGUAUCGGAAGGAGGGAGAGGAGGGCGUGACCAGCGCGGUGGACAAAUUGCAGCAGGAGUUCAAGUGCUGCGGCAGCAAUAAUGCUACAGACUGGAGUGAGAGCAUCUGGAUCAAAUCCGCGGAGGCCGGAGGGCGGAAAUUCCCAGACAGCUGUUGUAAGACGAUAACAGAAGGGUGUGGCCGGAGAGACCAUCCUUCCAACAUCUACAAGGAGGGUGGCUGCAUCACUAAGUUGGAAAACUUCAUCCAGGAACACCUGAAAAUUAUUGGAGCAGUGGGGAUUGGCAUUGCUUGUGUUCAGAUCUUUGGAAUGAUCUUCACCUGCUGCUUGUACAAGAGUUUAAAGUCAGAACCAUACUAGGAGCACCAGGAAAUCCAUCAGCUCCCCCUCUACCACCACCCUCAAUGUCUGUCAACCCCACCAGCUUCUACCCAGCAGCAAAGAAACAUCAGUAACUCAAGGACUUGCCUUCCUUAUGAGGUGACUCUUGGAUCAUCCAGCACCUACCCUGCCUCUGCCAGAGAAGGCCACCCUCCUUGAGGUGGCACAGGACGGCCAGGAGUGCAGGGGGUUCCCUGUGUGUUCUAGAGCAAUUGAACUGCAGAUUCCAUUCUGCUAGAAGCUUUAACAAACCAGGCCCAUGUUGCAACCUCAAAGAGAAAUCAUCCAAGCCCAUUGGGGCCCAGCCGUUGAGGAAUCGGGAUUCCACACAAGAACAAUGGUUUGCUCUGGCUGAUAGACCACUCAGCAGCCUGUGCACCGACCAUGAGGACGGAUGAUGUCUCUGUGCUGGGUGGGAGCCCACAUCAAUUCUCACAUCCAGAAAGUUCCCCUUGGGCCAUGCCCAUGCCCUAACAGAGCUAUAUUCCAUCUGUACCUGCUUUUGUCAGUUGCUGCUGUCACCUCUCUCCAUCUCCCCAGCAGGAGGGUGACCUGCCAGAACUCUGAUCUUGCCUGAGGCGUAGCCGGCUGGGAUUACCUUGCCCCUUCUUCCUCAAAGCCUCCAUCCCACGUAGAGUCCAUUGGGGGAACAGGGGCUCUUUGCCUUCAGUGACUGGAGAGGGAGUGUUCAAUCAUUUUCUGAUUCUCUGCGAUUUAUAUUUUAUUUAGCGGCUUCCAGUGUAAAUAGGAAAAAUUAACUUGUCCCCUCUUGUGCUCCCUGUCUGACAGGCCUUACAGUGGGCCAUGAGGGGAAUGUGUUGUACCUUGCCGCAUAUGGGUGUUUAAAUCCUUUGCCCUUUCAGUUGCCCUACUGAAUGGCCUACUGAAACACCCUCCCCAGAGAAACCCUCUGAUGUGACGAGAUACUCCCCAGUAUGCCCAAGAGAGACGGGUGUGGACGCUGCGAAGGAAAUGCACUAAGGGUUUUGUACAGGCCUCCCUGGAUCUCAUUAAUCAGUUAGGCUCUAAUUAAAUCUGUAACCCUGCUUUCUCAUUCCUCUCACCCAAUAGCCUGCAGGAUCAGCUUCAUCUGACUGCAAAACAGACUUGGUAAAUUGGUAGUACCAGGGGAUGCUAGUUAACUGUCUGAUUAGUGUAAAUGUAUCAUGACUUCACUAGAAUCCCUGGCACUUUUCAGGGGAAAAGACAUCUGUUGCCAACAUAGUCUCUCCCUAUGGCUGUGAACCAUGAUGCCAGCUGGGUGCUAGCUUGAAUUCCUAGCAGCCACUGUGCCGCCAAGGGAUAUUACUUUGAAUCGCCGGUGUUCCAUCGGUGCUUCCAAAGGAUAGACCCGGCACUCGGGCACCUGGCAGGCUUUGCACACACAAAUCAGUGCAGCUGUGAAAUGUACAUAGUGCCUUUAGAGACGCAUGGGUGAAAAUUGGGUCCUCGAAUGCCCAAACUGGUAAUUAGCUCUGAAGUGAAACUAAAUCAGGAUUGGAUGCCUUUCUAAAAAAAAAAAUGCGCUCAAGCUCAACCAUCAGAGAUAGGUUUGAUGCAGGAGUGCUUCCCAUCAUAAGCACGCUCAGUAACCCCCUUCCAUCCCAGGAAUUCACUAUAUGAACCCAGUACAGCAUCCUGUGCAUGGUGACCCCUGCUCCAAAGGAUUUACUACGCCACCCAGCACAGCAACAGAUUCACUGCAUUCCCUGGAGCUGGAUCCUAGAUGCUCUGAAUAAGUUUUGUUUCACAGAGAUCUCUGUGGUCCUGGUGCUAGAGGGGAGAAAUCACAAGCUACUAAGGCAUGUAAUUUAUCCCUGAUGUUCAGCAACUGCAAAUCCCAUCCCCCCCAAACUGGUUAUUCCCCUCUCAGUCCCUUCAGAAGUUGGCCAGGAACAGCAGGUCCAGGGUGAAGUGUGAAGAAAGGGUGAAGUGAUGAAGUGAAGUGAAAGCACAUGUGGGGUUGUGUAGAAAAGUGAAUAACAGGGCUGUGUGGGUUGGCCUUCUUGAAAGUCCCAGCCUAAAAGUGUCCGUGGAUCCUUGGAGCCACUUCCUCUGUCAGUACGAGUGAACAGAGGUGGAGCGUGGUUUGGGAAAGUGCAUUCACUGCAGGAGACAGUAUAAACUGAGUGUCUUAUUCCCUUCCUUGGCCUUUUGUUAUGGAGUUUGUUGUUGCCUGGCAGCCAGACAGUUAACAGUUGUGGAAUCCCCCACAGGGCCUGCUUUGCUCCAUAUACAAAAAGCCUCCUGGUAAGAGGUUUAAAAGGCGUGGGGGGAAAAAAAAUCAGGGCAGGUGAAACUGGGAAUCCCCAAUGCAGCAGCAACAUGAAAUAAUUCUAGAUGCUAACAAAGAGAAUGGGGGAGGAGGGGCAUUUUGGCCCCUGGGGUGGUGGAAGGGGGAAAGAGAACCUAAAUUAUUACAAACACUCUAAAGGAUAAAACUCUAAAUUAUUGCUCAUUUUACAUUUUGGUUCCUGAGAAAUUGACUAUUAACAAAAAGGAAAAUACUGAGCACAUUGCUUCAAGCAAUAGUUCUAGUUACUUAAGUGUGUAUUGCUAGUUGUCUAUACCCACUCCCUGGAAGGCAUACUGUCCAGAGGGAGGGAGUGACCAGGCCUUUGUCCGCUGAGCUGUUUUAUAUUCCCCUAUGUAAUAUUCAUGGGUUUGUUUUUUGUUUUUUUUUAAUAACUCAGUUUAAGUUGCUGGUCAAUAGACAAUAAAGCUAAAGCCUCUCUACUUAUCCUUUGUAACAAUACCAAAGAGAUAACAUGUAGUAGUUGUUGUCGCAGCAGGGCUGCAGGGUCUACAGCGACAGGAAGGGUCUCGGAGAAAACAGGCCAAAGCUGGAAGCAGAGGUUCUAAGUCUGGGGCUUCACGAUCCUCAAAGGGGUUGCAAACAACUGUGAGGAAAUUACAACAACCCCGCCCUUCCCAUAUUGCUAAGUGGGAGUGGGGGUCUCCAUCUGGAAAAGCGCUGAUCUACAGGAGCUGGUUUUCAGAAUGCUGAGCACCCGCGCAUCCUGGGAGCUGUUGAUGCUCAGCGCUCCUGGAUAUCCGAUCCUGCCUGGUGCAGAGCGCCACUAACCCCCAUUGAAGCCAAUACAAGUUUAGGGCACUUGGCACCUCCUGUUUCCCAACAAGAGGCCUGAUCAGAGCUCAUAGAAGUCUAUGGGAAAACUCCCAUUGGCUUCACUGGGCUUUGGUGCAGGCCCAUGCUGAAGCAUGAGUCUCGGGGCACGAGUGCACAUAGUAUACAGUACACUCUGUAAAUAACAAGGGCUGAAUAAAUAGUGAGCAUGGGACAGGAUAAAAAAACCUGCUGGACCCAGCCGGUCCUUCAACCUGACCAAGUUGAUCUGGGAGAAGAGAGUGGGAAGCAGGAGACAAAUGAGUUCCAUGACGCUGUUUAGCCAGCUUGAUGGGGGUCCAGUCCUGCAAGGUGCAGAGCAACCACAGCUCCUAAGGUAGCUGAGGACCCAGCAGCUCAUAGAGUCAGGCCCUGAGUGAGCGCACACAGUGUGCCGCAUGCUCCGCUUCACAGUCAUUGCCCUCGUGGGAAUGGCCCUGCUGUCCAUGACACAUGCAAAGACUGACAGCUGAGGCAAGCUCGAGGGCAGCUCCUAUCCAGCCCAGCGGCUAGUGCUGCUGCCUCUGGCCUGCCAGGGGCUGUGUUCAAGUCCUGGCAGCAGUAACAGGCACGAUGUGCAGGAGCAGUGAGUCCAACCCCUGGCCAGAGAGCCCUGUUCCAUGGUUAAUUCUGCUCGAGCGUCUGCCCACUAGUUGCACCCACCCACCCGUGCACACUACACUUAACUGAAGUCCUCCACGUCUGGUACAGGGGCUUGCACUGGCUACCGCAGGUCAGUGGAAUCCAGCACCAGUGUGGUGCCAUACGAUGAGCUCUGCUUCUGUCUUGGGGCCUGUGCUGCAGGGAUGCAUUCCUGUGUCUGUGGCCUGGGCACAUCCGUGCCCUUGGCAUAGGUCACAGCUGUCUAGCAUCAGCCCUGGACGUGUGCACGGAGAGUGCAGGAGCAGACAAGUCUGGCAGCCUCUUUGCAGCCUAGUUUUGAGCUCACCCUGCGUUUGCCUUAGGAAUUGAAAAUGACAACCGUAAACCACAAGUGUCCCCCUUAUUAGCCCUGUGCCAAUGUGAUAGGAGCAAAAGCCUGGAGAAAUGUCCUCCUGCCAUUAACAUGUCUGACCACAGAGUGGCACUGUGCAUCCCACAUAGAGUGUAUCGCAUGAAGCAUUGCUGCAUCCCAGCUAACUGCGCUGGGCCUAAUGCAAAUGGUGCAGCUUUUAGGGGGUGCACCUGCCAGGUGCCUCACCAGACGUGAAGAGAGCAUAUUGCACAUAACUCCAGAAGAGUGGAAGUGGAGAGGCCUCUGCUUCCCUCCUCUGAUGGAAGGAAGUUAGUCGCAGCUCUAGAAAAAUGUGCAUUUUCAUAUCACAUGGUAGAUGCUGUUAUCGCAGACUGCGCUGAGGUUGGCUUGGGGCUUGGGGAAAUGUUGCAACGUACUCAGGCCUAAAAGGUGGGAUGCAAGAACAAAAGCCUGUUCAAACCACCUUAUGUAAUAAAUACUGCUCUUGGUUCA
This is a messenger RNA of Mauremys reevesii (Reeves's turtle), 5689 nucleotides long. It is a transcript of the gene CD151, whose product is annotated as CD151 molecule (Raph blood group). Bases 315 to 1073 code for a protein of 252 amino acids. The transcript has 9 exons. The record is from RefSeq and is a predicted model, not a curated record. Lineage: Eukaryota; Metazoa; Chordata; Testudines; Geoemydidae. Gene Ontology annotation, cellular component: membrane.